AUGCGACAGCGAAAUGAGACUGCUGUGAGACAACGGACAGCGUUCAGCUCUCUGGAAGUGGCGCAGGGUCGUCCCUCAGACGAUGGGGAUUUUCGCGACAGCAAUCGCAAGUUGUUGGCGACCAAGAGCAACAAAAGCAAACGGCAGAGACAACGCAAACGAGACAAGCUCCUCAACUAUUGGCGUCACUUGCGCCUGGCCUUGGGAGAAUCCUGGCGAAAAGUGCAGCCGUUGCUACGAAUAGCGUGGAAACGAGUGUUGCGAAUGACGGCGAUUGAAAUCAUCGUGGUGGUGGUCUCCUUGAUCUUUUUGGGUUUUCCGCUUUUGCUCUUUGCGUUUUCCGAGCGAAAGGUGAUUCAAGAGCAUGCCAUUCACUAUGACAUUUACAAUUGUCCCGCCAAGCCUCCGCAAGGAUAUCCACGAGCUUACCCCAUCUUGGAUGUGUUGCAUCAUUGGGAAAUCGACAGUCUCUCCAUUCCCCAACGAAUCAACAAGGGACUUUGUGUCUUUGAUCUAGACUCGAGCGAGAACGGACUCGAUGACAUUUCCAUACGACAAAAAAUACAGCAGUACCGUCAAGAAGAGGCUCCGUUUGUCAUCCGGAACGAUCCUCAGGUACUCCAAGCCGCACAGCGAUGGGCACGGGACGACUAUUUGAACACAAAGUUGGCGGACAGCCUGUAUCCAGCGACAUUGGUGUCCAUUGUUGGAAAUGACACGAUUGCCAAUAGCACCGCCAUGAUGAGCUUUCCAGCGUGGUCCCAACAGGCCCACACGGAGGAAGCUCUGCAAUUUGUCUCGUUGCGAUUGCCGAAUACGGAAUUUCUUCAAGAAGAACUUUCCUUCUUUCGUCCACAACCACAAUUCGCGGAUCGGUAUCAUACAAAGAAAAAAACCAACGACAAGGACUUGCUCCUCUACGAUGUCACGGCAGCCGGUGGCAUUCAAUGCGAUUUUCAAUCCCCCGGAUUCCGCGUCGAGGAGACGCUGCAAAUGGCCGAUAGCAGCGGCAGUUACAUUGCCGUGCUGAGCGGUUCCAGUCGCUAUAUGUUGGUUCAUCCCAAGGAGUGCAAAACCAUCUAUUUGGAAUCGAAACGAGACGAAGAUGGGCACUACUCGUCGCGCAUCCACCUCAAUCGAUACUACAACAUGACGUCUCAUCAUCACCGAACACAGGCGUCAUCGUCCUUGCAUCAUCAUCAUCACCAUCACCCACAGUUCCAAGAAAAGGAAUUUCCAUUAUUUCACAAGACCACCAUGACCGAAGUCGUCUUGGAAAUGGGAGAUGUCUUGUAUUUGCCAACGCAUUGGUUUCGAUACAGCGUCACAGUCCAAGACAGCCCGAGCUAUCAGUGCAAAGUACACUCCGACAGUGUCGGGAAUCACAAGUAUCAUUCCAUGGUGCACGAUUGUCUCAAGAAAGUAAAAAAAGCCUGA
Seminavis robusta is the source of this 1437-nucleotide messenger RNA. The record is from the annotation of a GenBank genome assembly. NCBI's taxonomy places the organism in Eukaryota, Bacillariophyta, Bacillariophyceae, Naviculales, Naviculaceae.